UCAAAAUCAUUAUGGAAGGCACAAGUCAGCUCCCUACUACUGCUCCUACAAAGGUCACCAAAAAUCAAAAGUCUCAAAAUUGACUGAAAAGACCAGCUAGCGCCCAGAUCAUGUCAUCUAGAGGCUUCUCAGACUUGACUGGAAGUCAAGAGGAAAGCCUGAAAGGUGUUAUGAGUCAAAUUUUGGAGAAGAGGAUAGCAGAGGAAACAGCACUUGACGUGAUUGUGAGAUUGGUAAGUGAAACGUGAGUAAAGAAGGAGGAGUUGGAAGAGGGGCUUGAAGAGACAGUAACCCUUCAAAAAUUCACUGAGCUGGAAUUCAACCUGAAACGCUUGAUCACAACGGUAAACACUGACUCAAUCCAAAUAACCAUGCUCGAGAACCGCCAGAAAAACCUCGAGUUCGAACUUGACACCCUCAAAAACAAACUAUCUCAUAAAGCUGAACAAAGAGAGACCGAGAGGAUUGAAGAUAAGUUCAUCACUUAUACUCCUAUCUCUAAAUUCAUUUCCCUCGAAAACAAACUGAAGAACUACGCUGAAGACAAAAAGGUAGCUGAACUCCAACAAAAAGUCGACCACAUAGACCAAGAUCUCACAACUAAAGCUACUAUAGAAGGAUCUCGUGCUGAUCUGGACCAGCUCAAGUCAGAUAUAGCAUGUGUUAUUCAGAAAUUAGCCACAAAGGAAGACCUUAAGUACGAAAUACAGGUGCAGAACGCCAAGCUGAAAGCUUACAUCAAGAGUCAGGAGAAAUAACAGGAAUUUCAAAGAGCUUAAGGAAAAGGUGCUGUAUUUUCACCAGAAAUUGGCUAACUACCCUACAAUCACUGAUAUGAACAAAUAAGGUCAAAGAAGUGUGGAAGCAUUUUGAUAAGUUCUGCAGUUAUGACCAUAUUAUCAACUUCAGAGCUGAAAUGGAACCCAGGAUCAACACUUGUGAGACCUGUGUACAAGAGUUUGGGGAGGAGUUAAGUAAGAAUAAGGAGAUACUUCAGAGAUUUGAUGAAGUUCUCCUCGAAAAAGCACCUAAAUUUGCCAUUCAAGAGAUAUAUUCUCAGUUGGAACAGUAUACCACACUUUCAAAACUUGGCCAAGCGGUUGAAAGGGUUGAAGAUGUUAUAAGAAACAAAGAGCUUGAUUUAAAACUCAAAAUUCAAGAGCUGCAGGAUGUCACUGAAAAAAUUCAAACUAAUUUUUCUACAAAUAUUGGGAAAAUUGCUAUAAGUGUGGAAAAUAGAGUCAUCCAUCAGAUAAAGAGAAGCUUUAUAGAUAGAGAGGAACUAAAUUCCUGACUCAAGCUAAAAGCGCAAAAGGAAGACUUGAAAAAUCUUGAGGCUACCAAGUCAGACAAGAUUGUUACGAAUGAAAACAUUGUUGCUCUGAAUCUUUUAUUCAAGCAACUAGAGUUAUCAGUGAUUCUCACUGUAGAAUGCUUAAAAUAACCUAUUACCUGAUCCUCCUAGGAGUGAUCACUUGAUUCACAAAAGAUGCGACUUUCUCUUUAAACAGGCGAACUCUUUAUUAAAAUGGAUAAAUUUAAAGACUCCUGACCAGGAGAGUGAAAAUUUAUUACGUAAAGAAUUAGAAAAAGCUCCAUAUCCUUUUGAAACCGAAUCAAUAAUCCCAAGCAAAAACACAGAAAUUAUCAAUCAAGGGAAUCAGAACAAUGAUUUUGACAUCUCAUCCUUCUGAUAUCCUAAGAAAGAGGCUCAGGGCUCUACUUAUUUCAAGCUAGAUGAGAGAGUAAAAUCAAAACUUGCAAAAUUUGCACGAGGAUACACCACUCAGAAAAAUUAUCCAAAACCAAAAGAAAAUGCUGAUAACUCUUUUAGAUCCCUUUUUAUUAAUCAAUCAAUAGUUGACAGUAAACUAAAAGUGAGAGAGUCAGAAGAGAGCUUUAAUUUCAAGACGAAAAGAAGCUCACAAUGCCAUACUCGUGAGAAAUUCAGUUCGCUUGAUCGGUCAAAUCCAAUAAACAACAUUCAAAAACUUUACGAUGGUUGUAAAACUCCUGUACCGAGUCACGCUCGUAUAAACCUCCAUUCAACUCAGCAUGCCAUAGAAUUUUCCAAGGCUCCGCCUUGAACGAUUCUAAAAGUUCCUUCUUGAGUGUCCAAAAGCAGGAAGUAUAAAAAGACUAUCUCAGGGACUGACAAAAAUAUCAGAAUUAAGCAUUCAAAAUUCUAA
This is a messenger RNA of Moneuplotes crassus, 2189 nucleotides long. The record is from the annotation of a GenBank genome assembly. NCBI's taxonomy places the organism in Eukaryota, Ciliophora, Spirotrichea, Euplotida, Euplotidae.